This is a messenger RNA of Manihot esculenta (cassava), 1401 nucleotides long. RefSeq lists its product as uncharacterized. The coding region runs from base 316 to 1242 and encodes 308 amino acids. The transcript is spliced from 5 exons. The record is from RefSeq and is a predicted model, not a curated record. Lineage: Eukaryota; Viridiplantae; Streptophyta; Magnoliopsida; Malpighiales; Euphorbiaceae.
GCUAAUCGAGAGGAGAGAGCUUGUAGUGUUUGCAAAUAUGAGAACGGAUGCAAGCGUCCGUUGCUGAUCCCGCCAUAAAUACAUUCGCUUGCUUCUUGUUCCUCCUCUCCAAAAUCCCUAAAUCUCUCUAACCCUAACCAUCUCUCUAUCACUUUCGAUCUCUCUCAAUCUCAGGUAGUCCAGUCGCCAAUAUUGCUCUCAUUCUCGGUUGAUUUCAGGGGCAUCAUCACGCUGCUGCUGUGAAGAUGGAGCUGGAGGUGCCGUAGGAGCAGAUGUCUGAGUGGAUGUCCCAAUACCCUGUUGUGCCAUCAUUCUAUGCAUAAACGUCUGCAACUCGUCCAGCACUGUGAUACUAUCAAAAUGAGUUCGGAUAGGAGUUGGAUGUAUGCUAGGCAUAAGGAAGGCAUUUUGAACGCAGAUUUCCUACGAGGAUUAAAUAAAUUCUUCGAAUUCGCUAAGCAACAUCCAGAAUGCAUGGAGGGAGAUAAACUCAAGUGUCCAUGUAAUCAUCGCAAGUGUCAAAAUCGUGCCUUUCUUGACGAGGAGACGAUUAGGCUUCAUCUCAUGAAGCAUGGAUUUAUACCGCACUAUUAUCAAUGGUAUGUGCAUGGAGAACCCUACGACGCUGAAAACAGAGAAGAUCGAAGGUGGAUGUAUUUUAGGCUUAAGGAAGGUUUUUUGAACCCAGAAUUCCUACAAGGACUGAAUAAAUUCAUUGAAUUUGCUAAGCAGCAUCCAGAAUGUAUGGAUGGGAACAAACUCAGGUGUCCAUGUAAGUUUCCUAAGUGUCAGCAUGUCUUUGCAGACGAAAGUAUGGUUAAGUAUCAUCUGAUGAAGUAUGGUUUCGCACCAUACUAUUAUCAAUGGUACAUGCAUGGAGAACCCUACGGAAUCAAUGUCAACACUUCCAAUAAGCUAGUGGAGCAAUCACCUCAGCUGCAAGAGGGAUAUGGUGAAUCUCCUGCUAUGGGCCAGGAGACCCUCAAUCAUCAGGCAGUGGGAAGUGAGAAGAAGCGUCGAGUCUGUGAAGUUAGAUCCCGAGCAUCUCAUGCAUUAUCUGCACAUGCAUCAGCUUGCCCACAGGCAAAGGAGCUGGGUACUGAGUUAAGACAGCUACGCCAAACUGUUGAGCAGCUACAGCAGACUGUUGCUGCUUUGAAGGAGAGAGACCAGCAGCGCGAGAAGCAAGUGCAGGACUGCAUGCGCCAAAUACAGGAGAUGAUGACGCAAAUGCAGUCUUAAUUCUCUUAAGGUUCACAUUCUACAUUUUGGAAUCUAUCUCUUAACGAUCAUGCCUCUAAUGAUGCUGAUAGAUUUAAUUGCCUUAAUUUAGAGUACUUUUUUCAUCUUUAGUACUGCUGUUGGACGGUAUUAUCCUUAAAGAUUUUAUUUUUGACAUUA